AUGCGAAACCCCAUCCCCGGCCCCCGAUUCCCCCUUAUAACCCGCCUCCAAGCAAUCUACCACGACCUCCGCGGCAACGGCGCUCAACACCUCGACAAGCUCCACCAGAAGUACGGGCCGAUCGUCCAAACCGGCCCAAAACGGCUAUCCGUGGGCGAUGCAUCCGGCCUACGGGAUGUCUACCUCCUGCCCCGCCGACUCGAUCGACCGGCCCCGCUGUCGGUGCUCCACAAUUACGGCUCCGAGAACCUGGUCAGCACCGUCGACGGCGAUCUCCACCAGGACCGGCGAGGGCCAUUGAGAAAUGUCUUCGCGGUGGGAGCGAUCGAGUCGGAGAGGGUUCAGGGCGGCAUUGCGAAUGCUGUGAAGCACUUAAUCGAGCGCCUCGAUGCUCAUGCUGGAGCCGAUUCGGAGCCGGUGGAUCUACGGCCGCUUCUCAGGGCGGCUUUGCAAGAUGCUAUGAGCGUUGUCGUGUAUGGUCAUGACAACGCGUUGAGUGUGCAGAAGGAUGAAAAGCAGAGGGUGGCGAUGAAGAUCGACAACGAGUGGCAGCGGACACGCUUUUUCAAUAUGUGGACACUGAUAGACUUCUACCUUCCUGGCCUGGCCCUCCAGUUACAUCGUGCUCGGCUCGCCCCCAAGACGGCUUACGGCUACGUUCCAAAGGACAUAUACAUGAACAAAGUUGGUAGACGGGCCCUGGAACGAUUGCGAGAUCCAAGCUACCGGGAAAACGGGGCCGACACCGACACCAUGAUAUUUCGCCUUGUCAGCAAGUUCCAGUCGGAGGGUCCGUCGGCAGCGUUGCCUUCAGACGAGUACAUACUCAGCGAUUGUCUCGAUCAUUUCUGGGCCGGAGUGAUCACCACAUUAGAUGCCUUGCUACCGACGAUUGAGCAUCUGUCACAGCCCGAGAAUCAGCAGCGCCAGCAGAGACUACGACAAGAGCUGCACAGUGCCAUGGAUGACGACCAUUUAGGGCCUAAAGAGCUGUCAAGAACUUUGAAAGCCCUUCCCUACUUGGACGCAGUCCUCCGCGAGAGUAUUAGGCUUAGGCCACCCAUACCCGUCGCCCUCGAGCGUCGCGUAUCAGCGAGAGAAGGAUCGAUCGUGGUGCAUGGACGGGAGGUGCCCGAAGGGUGGAAUGUGAGUGCGGCGGCAAGCGUACUUCACCAUAGUCAGAACGUCUUCGAGAAGCCGGAGGAAUGGUGCCCUGAAAGAUGGUUGGUUGAGGGCAGCGACGAGUCGGAGAUGCGGAAAGAGAGGGCCAGGGUCAUGAAGAGGCAUUUCUUUGCCUUCGGAAGCGGGUCGAGGAUGUGUAUCGGCGUCAAUGUGGCUUGGAGCAUCAUGAGACAGGUUAUUGCUGCGAUUUACGGGGGCAUGGAGACACGAGUCGACAAGGGCCUCAAGCAGAAGACCAGGCUUGGGCGGGAGUGGAAGGUCAUGGUUAGGCUCAGAAACAUUGGCUCGGGCCGGAAGAGUCAGAUGGAGCAUUGA
Colletotrichum karsti is the source of this 1497-nucleotide messenger RNA. RefSeq lists its product as uncharacterized. Gene Ontology annotation, molecular function: oxidoreductase activity, acting on paired donors, with incorporation or reduction of molecular oxygen; monooxygenase activity; heme binding. Bases 1 to 1497 code for a protein of 498 amino acids. The transcript has a single exon. NCBI's taxonomy places the organism in Eukaryota, Fungi, Ascomycota, Sordariomycetes, Glomerellales, Glomerellaceae. The record is from RefSeq and is a predicted model, not a curated record.